This is a messenger RNA of Condylostylus longicornis, 1882 nucleotides long. It is a transcript of the gene CrebA, whose product is annotated as cyclic AMP response element-binding protein A. NCBI's taxonomy places the organism in Eukaryota, Metazoa, Arthropoda, Insecta, Diptera, Dolichopodidae. The transcript is spliced from 6 exons. Gene Ontology annotation, molecular function: DNA-binding transcription factor activity, RNA polymerase II-specific; cAMP response element binding. The record is from RefSeq and is a predicted model, not a curated record. Gene Ontology annotation, biological process: regulation of transcription by RNA polymerase II. The coding region runs from base 96 to 1733 and encodes 545 amino acids.
UAUAAUUAAUUAAUCUUAAUUAAGAAAAACAUUGCCUUAGUGUUUAGUGUUUUAUCUAAAGUUCGGAUACCAUAAAGUUUUCAACAGACUCGGAUAUGCAAGAUUGGUUUGAACGUGAUGUCAAAUUACCUGGUGUUAUAUUACAUGAUAAAUUAAUGUCAGAUGCAUUACUCGGAACAUUACCAAUAAAAACAGAACAUUCAUACAGUUUAAAUUCAGAUGGCGAUUCAAUGCCAGAAUCACCAGGAAGUUUAAAAAAUAAAAUGGAUGAUAUGGAAGAUGAAUGCUACCCCGCAAUUUCAAUGAACACAGCAACAAGUAAUUCAAGGCGUUUAAUUGAUCCAGCACAUUUAACAACAACACAUAUAAAUCCAGCCGAAAUAUCGCUAAAUAAUUGUGCAGUUUUAACAAAUAACCACAAUAAUAGUAAUAAUAGUAACAAUAAUAACAACAGUAACACUAUAAACAGUAACAACAGUAAUAACAACAGUAACAACAACAGUUCUAGUACCUGCCAUUUAACAAUUUUAAACAGUUGCAGCACAAAUACCAUUAGCAUAAAUCCAAAUAGUUUACAAAAUACAUUGAAUCCAUUGGCAAUCAAUAUACGUCCAAAACAUGUUACCGAUCAAUUAUAUAGCGGUAAUAGUAGCAGUACAUCAAGUUUAUCAGAUAUUGAUAUUGAUGAUUCAUGUAUUAAAGAUGAACCAAUGUCACCAGCAGAUUCAAGUUGUCCGCCAAGUCCUUUAAGUGUUAAUGCAACAACAUAUUUAACAAAUAUUACAUCUCCUUUUACAAAUACAACAAAUAUAAUUCAAUUAGAACACAAGAAUCGUUCAAUUCAAUUAACUCCCGCCUCACAGAGUCUCUUAAAAGCCCAACAAAUAACACUUGGUAAUGGUAUAUCGGCAACUUUAUCAGGAACAAAUACAAACAGUUUAACAUCAUCACCACAACGAUUAGUUAUACCAAAAGUAAAUAUAAAAAUAGAAUCCCCAACAACAACAACAGUAACUACACAACAACAAUUACAGCAACAACAACAACAACAGCAUUUAUUCGGUUUACCACCAACACCGCCAUCAUCAUUACCUAGCGAUGAAUCAGAGGGUAAUCAAAGUCCAGAGCAUCAUUUAUUGUCACCGAUGUCACCACCAAUGCAACAGCAAUUAAUUAGUAGCAGCAGUUCGUCAAGUAGCACAAAUUCCUCACCAGCUGCAUCACCAUCUACAAGUACAACGAGGAGGAAUCAUAAUAACAGCGGUCAAACAACAUCUGGGGUAGCAACGUCAUCGCAUCACAAUAAUAACAGUAAUAAUGCAUCAAACAGUGGUCGAGGUUAUACUGGUACAUCAACAAGGCAACCUAUACAUACACCUUUAAUCAGUUCACAACCGAAAGGCUCAACUGGUACAUUAGUACUUACAGAAGAAGAAAAACGCACAUUAUUAGCUGAAGGUUAUCCAAUUCCAACUAGAUUACCAUUAACCAAAGCUGAAGAAAAAUCCUUAAAGAAAAUCAGAAGGAAAAUUAAAAAUAAAAUUUCAGCACAAGAAAGCCGGCGGAAAAAGAAAGAAUAUAUGGAUCAAUUGGAAAGAAAAGUUGAAAUUUUAGUAUCAGAAAAUACUGAUUAUAAAAAACGUGUUGAAUCACUAGAAGAAUCAAAUGCAAAUCUUUUAACUCAAUUAGCCAAAUUGCAAUCACUUCUUAACAGACAAAAGAAAUCUAAUUAAGAAAUAUAAUUGUUUAAAAAAUACACAAUAAACCGAGAAUUUUAAAUGUAAAAGCCACAAUAAAAUUAAUUAAUUUUUCCUUUAUUUUUCUUUUUAAAUGAUAAUAUUGUAAAAAUAAACGAAUUCUGCAACGAAUAUUAAAUUUUUUA